Messenger RNA from Prosopis cineraria, 4045 nucleotides. RefSeq names its product calcium-transporting ATPase 2, plasma membrane-type-like. The transcript has 7 exons. Gene Ontology annotation, biological process: calcium ion transmembrane transport. Bases 392 to 3442 code for a protein of 1016 amino acids. Gene Ontology annotation, cellular component: membrane; intracellular membrane-bounded organelle. The record is from RefSeq and is a predicted model, not a curated record. Lineage: Eukaryota; Viridiplantae; Streptophyta; Magnoliopsida; Fabales; Fabaceae. Gene Ontology annotation, molecular function: ATP binding; ATP hydrolysis activity; calmodulin binding.
GAAGCGGUUCAUCUCGUUCUUGCAAUAACAGCCAACGAGGAGAUCGUUUAUUCAUUGAGAGAAGAACAAGCCAAAAUUCGGAUCUGUAAUCCUCACAAUGCCCUGCUUAUACUUCAUUCCCCAAUAAUAAUGGCAUCGUGUUCUUCUUCUUCUUCUUCUUCUGUUUGAAUCAAGUUUUCCGCGGCUUUAGCAGCAUCUAAGGUCACAUCUGGCCCCCGCGAGGUCCCCACCAAGUCUUUUUUCCUUUUGGCAGGCUAGGCUAUCUUCGUGGAAGGUGGGCUUGGCAUUCAUAUAUGAAGCAGAUGAAGAAGGGUUUGAAAGGAUCCGAUACGAGAAGGAAUAAUUAGAACGCAAAGAAGAUAAGAGCAAAGCAGAAGGAUACUGAAGGGCGAUGGAUCAUCUUGUAGAUGAACACUUUACGAGAGUGCGAUCAAAGAACUCGUCAAGAGAAGCUCUUGAAAAAUGGAGGAAUCUCUGCGGCAUAGUGAAGAACCCCAAACGACGCUUUCGUUUCACCGCCAAUCUCUCAAAGCGAGACGAAGCGGAGGCUAUACGUCGUACCAACCAGGAGAACCUCAGGGUUGCUAUUCUAGUUUCCAAAGCGGCAUUUCAAUUUAUUCAAGGUGUGCCACAAAGUGAUUAUGUUGUACCUGAGGACGUUAAAGCAGAAGGUUUUCAGAUCUGUGCCGAUGAAUUGGGGUCUAUUGUUGAAGGCCAUGAUUUAAAGAAGCUGAAAUGUCAUGGUGGGGUUAGUGGUCUUGCAGGAAAGCUUUCAGCAUCAAUCACUGAUGGGCUUGGCAAUGACCCUUAUCUUCUGAACAAGAGACAAAAGAUCUAUGGAAUCAACAAAUUUACUGAGAGUGAGGGCCGGAGUUUCUGGGUUUUUGUUUGGGAAGCUCUCCAAGACAUGACUCUCAUGAUCCUUGGAGUAUGUGCUCUUGUGUCUCUCAUAGUUGGCAUAGCAAUGGAAGGAUGGCCCCAUGGGGCCCACGAUGGUCUUGGAAUUGUUGCAAGUAUCUUACUGGUUGUCUUUGUGACAGCAACAAGUGAUUACCGCCAAUCAUUACAAUUCAAGGACUUGGACAAGGAGAAGAAGAAGAUUACCAUUCAGGUCAUAAGAAAUGGUUAUAGGCAGAAAAUGUCAAUAUAUGAUUUACUUCCUGGUGACAUUGUGCAUCUUGCUCUAGGAGACCAAGUCCCAGCAGAUGGCCUAUUUCUUUCAGGAUUUUCCGUGUUGAUUGAUGAGUCAAGUUUAACUGGAGAGAGUGAGCCUGUGAUGGUUAGCUCUGAAAAUCCAUUUCUUCUUUCAGGAACUAAGGUUAAAGAUGGCUCUUGCAAAAUGUUGGUUACCACAGUUGGGAUGAGGACUCAAUGGGGUAAGUUGAUGGCAACUCUCAGCGAAGGAGGAGAUGAUGAAACCCCAUUGCAGGUGAAGUUAAAUGGAGUGGCAACCAUUAUCGGGAAGAUAGGCCUGUUCUUUGCUGUAGUUACUUUUGCAGUUUUAGUGCAAGGUCUUUUGACCCGUAAGUUCCAAGAAGGAAGCCUCUUGACCUGGUCUGGAGAUGAUGCGUUGCGAACUUUGGAAUUCUUCGCUGUUGCUGUUACAAUAGUUGUUGUUGCUGUUCCAGAGGGGCUGCCAUUAGCUGUUACAUUGAGCCUUGCUUUUGCUAUGAAGAAGAUGAUGAAUGACAAAGCCCUUGUCCGAAACUUGGCAGCUUGUGAAACCAUGGGAUCAGCCACAACAAUAUGCAGUGACAAGACUGGAACAUUAACUACCAACCGCAUGACAGUUGUGAAAACAUGCAUUUUUAUGACUAGGAAGGAAGUGAGCAACGAUGCUUCUUCUACCUUACCUUCUGAUCUCCCUGAUUAUGCUAUGAAACUGCUGCUACAGUCAAUAUUCCUUAACACUGGAGGAGAUGUUGUGGUCAAUGAACAUGGAAAACGUGAGGUUUUAGGGACACCGACAGAUACUGCAAUAUUGGAGCUUGGGUUGUCUCUAGGUGGGGACUUUGAGGCAGAGAGAAAUGCAUGUAAGCUUGUUAAAGUUGAGCCAUUUAAUUCUGUAAAGAAAAGGAUGGGUGUAGUUGUGGAGCUUCCUGAGGGAGGAGGCUUUAGAGCCCACACUAAAGGAGCUUCUGAAAUAAUUCUGGCUGCCUGUGACAAGGUUAUCAAUUCCAAAGGUGAGGCUGUUCCACUUGAUGAAGAAUCCAGGAACCAUCUUAAGGUUACAAUAAACCAAUUUGCGAGUGAGGCACUUAGAACCCUAUGCAUUGCCUACAUGGACUUGGAAAACGGAUUCUCAGCUGAAGACCCCAUUCCAGUUUCUGGGUAUACUUGUAUUGGAGUUGUUGGUAUCAAGGAUCCCGUCCGUCCAGAUGUUAAAGAAUCAGUUGCAGUUUGUCGUUCAGCUGGUAUAACAGUAAGGAUGGUAACGGGUGAUAAUAUUGAUACUGCAAAGGCUAUCGCUAGAGAAUGCGGCAUUUUAACAGAUGAUGGUAUAGCCAUUGAAGGUCCAGAAUUUAGAGAGAAGAGUCAAGAGGAAUUGCUUAAACUGAUUCCAAAAAUUCAGGUUAUGGCUCGGUCUUCACCUAUGGACAAGCAUGCAUUGGUGAAACACCUCCGUACCACGUUUGGGGAAGUUGUGGCUGUGACUGGUGAUGGAACAAAUGAUGCCCCAGCGCUUCAUGAAGCUGACAUUGGACUUGCAAUGGGUAUUGCUGGAACUGAGGUUGCUAAAGAAAGUGCAGAUGUCAUCAUUUUGGAUGAUAAUUUUUCCACAAUCGUGACAGUGGCAAAAUGGGGACGUUCAGUUUACACAAACAUUCAGAAAUUUGUACAGUUCCAGCUGACUGUCAACGUUGUCGCAUUACUGGUGAACUUCACUUCAGCUUGCUGGACAGGAAGUGCGCCCCUCACUGCUGUACAACUACUGUGGGUGAACAUGAUAAUGGAUACACUGGGAGCACUGGCGCUUGCUACUGAACCUCCAAAUGAUGAAUUGAUGAAGCGGUCACCAGUAGGAAGGACGGGUAAUUUCAUUAGCAGCAUUAUGUGGAGGAACAUAUUAGGACAAUCAUUGUAUCAGAUUAUGAUAAUAUGGUUUCUUCAGACCAGUGGAAAAUUAUAUUUUAACCUCAAUGGCCCUGAUGCUGAUCUGAUCUUAAACACACUAAUUUUCAACGCAUUUGUCUUCUGUCAGGUUUUUAAUGAAAUAAGCUCACGUGAGAUGGAGAAAAUAAAUGUUUUCAGAGGCAUAUUGAAUAAUUAUGUUUUCGUGGGUGUCAUCAGUUGCACUGUUAUCUUUCAAAUCAUAAUCGUUGAGUUCUUGGGAACCUUUGCAAACACCACACCUCUCACUUUGCAGCAGUGGAUCUCAAGCAUAUUUGUCGGGCUUUUGGGCAUGCCAAUUGCAGCUGUCAUAAAGGUGCUCUCUGUCUGAAGCCCUUGCAUCGAUAAAUUCUUCCAAGCAGUGGUUCAAGGUCUAUUCUAGUGGCAGUGCUUUCAGGUCCUCAAUUGUUGUGUACAUUUGUACAUAGCUGUUUGGUAUUGCUUGAGGUUUUCUUGGUAUAUACUUCCUCCGGUCCUGUUUAUAAGACAUCUUUUGAGGGUAAUUUUUUCUUUAAAAUAUAAAACAUCUUGUAAUAAUUAAACUAUUUUUUUUAAUUUUAACCCUAUCUUGAUUAGCAAGAAGGUAUUUAAUGUAGUUAUAUUAUUAUUUAAAGUUAAAAGUAAAAAUAAAAAUACAUCAUACUUUUUUAUGAUAUUAAAAAAAAAACUAACUUUUUUAAAAUAUGUGAAAUGAUUAAAAGUAUUUUAUAAUAACGAUCGGAGGAAGUAUAUCUGUAAUUUGUGCUGGAACUGACUUGUAAUUAGCAACUGUAACUGACCGGCAAUUAGCAACUAUUAUCCCCUGUUAAGAUAUUUCGUUUUUUAUAGACUUCAUAUGAUGCUUUUAUUUAUUUAUCUGUAAUUUGUGCUGUAACUGACCGGCAAUUAGCAACUAUUGUUCCCUGUUAAGAUAUUUCGUUUUUUAAAGAUUUCA